AUGGCCGCCGGCAUCUCACCGCCGGCCAUCAUCCUCGGCCUGCUCUUCAUCCUCUCCCUCUUCUCCACCUCCGUCUCUUCCGCAGAGGCGGAGGAGAACCUUCUGGCCUUCAGGUCCUCCCUGGAGGACCCCACCAACGCUCUAUCCGGCUGGUCCCCCGCCGCCGGCCAUGUCUGCAACUGGACCGGAGUCACCUGCGAUCCCAGUUCCGGCAGGGUGGCGUCGCUGGUCCUCCGCAGCCUCAACCUCUCCGGCGAGAUCUCGCCGUCGCUGUGCCGUCUAGCGGGUCUCUCCGAGCUCAACCUCGCCGGCAACUUCUUCAACCAGUCCAUCCCCCUCCAUCUCGCGCAAUGCACCUCCUUGCAGGCGCUCAAUCUCAGCAACAAUCUCCUGUGGGGAACGCUCCCUGACCAGAUAUCACAGCUUCGGUCCCUGACAUCGCUCGACCUCAGUGGGAACAAGCUUGAAGGGGCAUUGCCGAUCGGCUUGGGGGCUCUGGAUCGCCUCCGAGUUCUGAACCUCGGAGGAAACAUGUUCACAGGCGCCCUCCAUAUCUCCAUUUUCGGCAACCUGAGCGACCUCGUCCACAUCGACAUCUCUCAGAACCCGUCCUUCUCCUCCGAGUUACCCCCCCAGCUGGGUAAUCUCAAGAAACUAAGAAAGAUUCUGAUGCAGAGCGCCGGACUUCGCGGUGGGAUCCCCCAAUCCUUCGUUGGACUCGGCGAACUGGAGAUUCUUGAUCUCUCUCGGAACAACCUGAGUGGGAAAAUUCCUGUGGGUUUCGGUCUGAGACUCGCCAAGCUGGUGUAUCUGGAUCUCUCUCAGAACAGACUCUCAGGUUCGUUUCCGGGGGAGAUUUGCAGUGGGAUGGUUCUCGCAGAACUGAAUCUCCACACCAAUUCUUUCUCCGGCGAGCUACCCGAAUCCAUGGGGAGCUGCUCCAACCUGGAGAGACUGCAGCUUCAGAACGGUGGGUUCUCCGGAGAAUUCCCAUCUGGAUUAUGGGCUCUUUCGAAGAUGACGGUCAUCAGAGCCGAGAACAAUCGGUUUUCAGGAGAGAUACCCGACUACAUUAGAACCGCCUCUCGGCUCGAACUAGUUCAGAUCGAUAACAACAGCUUCAGUGGAAGGAUUCCCCCUGGUUUCGGGAUGAUAAGCUCCUUGUACAGAUUCUCCGCAUCCAUGAACGGGUUCUACGGCGAGCUCCCGGAGAACUUCUGCGACUCGCCGGCGAUGAGUAUCAUUAGUUUCUCCCACAACUCACUCACCGGUUCCAUUCCAUCGCCUAGAAGAUGCAGAAAGCUUGUUUCUCUGUCAUUAGCGGGCAAUCACUUCACCGGGGAGAUCCCCAACUCUCUGACUCAACUCCCCGUGCUGACGUAUCUCGAUCUCUCCGACAACAAUCUCUCCGGCGAGAUACCGCAGGGGCUCCAAAACCUGAAGCUCGCCCUGCUCAACGUCUCCUUCAACCAGCUGUCUGGAGAAGUCCCUCUCCCGCUGAUCUCCGGCCUUCCGGCCUCUUUCCUCCAAGGAAAUCCGGGCCUCUGCGGGCCGGGUUUGGCCAAUCCAUGUGGUGCAGAAGAGGCGCAGAAGAGGAGGAACCUCUCAUUGACCUAUGCACUCAUCUCCAUAGCUUUCGCCGGCGGGGUCAUUCUAGUGGCCGCUGCCUUGUACGUAAAGAAUCAGUCUUUACGGCGGAAGGCUCGGAGGGCUCACUCCGCGAGCUGGAAAUCUGUACUCUACUAUCCUCUCCGGAUCACAGAAGACGAUCUCCUGAUGAGAUUCAACGAAAGCAAUUGUGUCGGCAGAGGAGCAUUUGGUGAAGUCUACGCUAUCCGCCUACCUGGUGGGGAGGUCGUCGCCGCCAAGAAGCUGAUCUACCCCACCAAUCUCUCAAUGAGAUCUCUGAAAACGGAGAUCAAGACCCUGGCCAAGGCGAGGCACAAGAAUCUCACCAAAUUGCUGGGUUUCUGUUACUCGGAGGGCAUCGUCGUCUUGAUCUAUGAGAGUCUACCGAAGGGAAGCUUGGGAGACGCGAUAUCCAGAAGUGGAUUCUCCAUGGAAUGGCCCACGCGGCUGAGAAUCGCCAUGGGCGCCGCCCAAGCCCUCAGUUACCUCCAUGAGCACUACGUCCCGACGCUGCUCCAUCGGAAUGUGAAGUCCAGGAACGUCCUUCUCGACGUCGACUACGAGCCCAAGCUCACGGACUUUGGACUCGACCGUGUCCUCGGGGAGAGCUCCUACGGCUCGUCCAUGGCGUCUGAGCUGGGCUCUCGCUGCUACCUAGCGCCAGGUAAAAAUGGAGUAAUCCCCUCAUCCCGUCACCUUCAUCACCUUGAAGCGGCUCGCCAGCUCGUAAGACUCCUCCGAGCUUGAACCAUAGAUAGAGAUCUCACCCUCGUGAUGAUCGCAGAAUGUGGGUACUCGAAGAAGGCGACGGAGAAGAUGGACGUCUACAGCUUCGGCGUGCUGCUGCUCGAGCUCGUCACCGGCCGGCCGGCGGAGCAGCCGGAGCCCAGAGACUCCCUCGACGUCGUCCGGUGGGUUCGGAGGAGGAUUAACACCGACAACCGCUUCCAGAUCUUGGACCAGAAGAUAUCUGGCACGGCUCUACCGUCGAUAUCGGGUGCCCUAGACCUCGCGCUCCGUUGCACCGCCGUCUCACCGGAGAAGAGGCCGACCAUGCUCGAGGUGCUGAGAUCGCUCCAGUCGCUCGAAUCUGCGGCGGAUCCGCCGCCGGUUCUCUCAGCUGACACUUCCUACUCCGGCAAUCCUUGA
Molecule: messenger RNA, 2778 nt
Organism: Spirodela intermedia
Lineage: Eukaryota; Viridiplantae; Streptophyta; Magnoliopsida; Alismatales; Araceae
Source: the annotation of a GenBank genome assembly